UUCAGUGAUACAUUGUGACACGGAAAGAUCAUCAUCAUCAUCAUCAUCAGUGCUACACUGUAACAGCUUCAUCUGAACUUACUGAGUUCCUGCUGAGAUCGUAAUGCUGAAAGUCUAGACUGCAAGAAGUUUGACUAACGUGUGUUUAAUCUACCUUCAAGACAUUUUUGGGAUUAUUUGGACAUUUCAAGAAGUUUGUGCGUCUGCUGGAACUUCACGCGGGAGUCUCUUUCGUGUUGUUACUGGUCAUUUAUCACCUCAGUUAACGUGACAGAAUGUUUAUGUGUGUUUUUAAGAACGGCUCGUGUUUGGCUUUGAUGUAUUUGGCGUUCUGCGUGCACGUGAGUGAGUGUCAUGAAUGCUCCCCGUGCGCGCUCCGCGCGUGCCCGCGGCUCGGCCCGCUCGGGUGUGAUUCGGCUCGGGUUCUGGCCCGUGACCCGUGCGGCUGUUGUGAGCAGUGCUCUCGGCUCGAGCUCGAGCUGUGUGCUGGUCCGGACUGGACUCUGGGCUACUGCGGGUCUGGACUCACCUGUGCAGCUCUGAACCGGACUGGACCGGCGCUCAUACCUGAGACAGGUGUCUGUAAAGUGGUACCUGAUGCCACAGAUGAAGAUGAGCGCUGCCCCCUGGUGAGCGGGUGUGAUCGCGUGAACGGCGAGUGUGUGUGCGAGUCCAAACACUCCUGUAUCAGGACAUACAGCUUUCCGAACAGAGAUGCGUGUUUGCACACGGGGAAAACAGGUGAGAGGCGCACGCAACACUGAUUCACACAACCGGUCAAGAACAUGUCCAACAGGGUCGGAAAAUAAAGGGGGCUCAAACGUCACAUCCUCAACUAACACAUAGGAUUUGAACAUUUCUAUCGGCUGAAGUCUGUAUCUUUCUCAAUGUCUGUUUUUCCGUUUUUAAAUUUCCAUGAUCCUUCUUUUCAGUGAGGGCAGAAUUUGCCUUUCUUAUCCUGCACACUUUAUUUUGCACACAGGAGUCAGAUGCUUGUGCUGAUAAUAAUCAAUACAAACUGAUUUGAUGAUGUUCAGGAGUGAGAACGAUGUUGGGAUAUAUACAUAGGCAAGUUCAAUGACAGUUCACGUAAUCUUGACAUCAAAUCAUUGACUUUGAAUAAAGACAUCGUACCGGGAGACUCUUGAGAAAUGGCGUUACUCUGUAGAAUAAAUUAUAGAAGUGCCCGCCCCUGUUCAAGCACUGUAUAUAUAUAUAUGUGUGUGUGUGUGUGUGUGUGUGUGUGUGUGUGUGUGUGUGUGUGUGUGUGUGUGU
Molecule: messenger RNA, 1275 nt
Organism: Xyrauchen texanus (razorback sucker)
Lineage: Eukaryota; Metazoa; Chordata; Actinopteri; Cypriniformes; Catostomidae
Product: insulin-like growth factor-binding protein 7
Exons: 2
Coding region: 276-764 (162 amino acids)
Biological process (GO): regulation of signal transduction; regulation of cell growth
Cellular component (GO): extracellular region
Molecular function (GO): insulin-like growth factor binding
Source: RefSeq, a predicted model, not a curated record